AGAGGGCGCUUUUUACUUGCCCCAUACACAUGCAUCCAAUAUCGAUGAUCUGGUAAUCUGCUGAUAUCGCCGAGUCACGUCAGGUUAGAAAAAAUGGCAAUAAGCAAGAUUGACGAAGACUGGCCUAAAUUUCAGCUGAAAGGGUCACGAUUUAAUCAGGAAACUUUCAGGGGCAGAUAUCGUCACUUUUUAGAUGUCACAGAUCCAAGAACCCUGUUUGUGUCUAAGAAACAACUAGAUGAUGCCGUCAAAUUAUUGGACCACUUUAAGAAUGGGACAUUACCGGAAGGAAUCACCAACAAACAACUCUGGGAGGCACAGAAGCUGAAACAGGCAGUUUUCCAUCCGGACACAGAGAAGAAGAUCUUCAUGCCGUUGAGGAUGUCAGGUUUUGUUCCCUUUGGUACAGUCUCCGUUGUUGGCAUGUUACUGCCAAACCCAACCCUGGCUUCAACUCUCUUCUGGCAGUGGAUAAAUCAGAGUCACAAUGCCUGUUUCAACUAUGCUAACCGUAAUGCCACAAAGGUGACACCUACAGAGCGUUUUGUAAUGGGAUAUGUUGGAGCAGUCACCAUUGCUUGUUCUAUCGCAGCAGGGUUGAGUAUCUUAUUGAAGAAAGCGACCAACUUUAGUCCUACCACCAGGAUGGUCAUACAGAGGUUUGUUCCAUUCCCAGCCGUCGCUUCAGCUAAUGUCUGCAAUGUGGUUCUGAUGAGAUUCACUGAAUUGUAUGACGGCAUCGAUGUUGUUGACUCUAAGGGAAAUGUAGUUGGAUCUUCCAAGAUUGCUGCAAAAAUGGCUUUGAAAGAAACAGCAGUAACCAGAAUAGCUAUGCCAGCUCCUAUCUUACUCAUUCCACCUGUCAUCAUGACUUUCAUUGAAAACAAGACUCAUUUCUUGAAGCGUUUUCCUCGCUUCCAUUUUCCUCUACAAGUCGUUGUUUGUACCAGUGCCUUUGCCUUUGCUCUGCCGUUGGCUAUCAGUCUCUUUCCACAGUUCUCAACGGUUUCAACCUCAAAGCUGGAACCUGAAAUCCAAGCAGCAACAUCGGAGAAGACAGUCAGUUACAACAAAGGGUUAUGAGGUACCUGACGUUACAUAAGGUAACAGUGAAGCAACUUGAGUUGUAGUCAGGUAAUGUGAUUUAUUCAUACAAAGCUACCUCAGUCACUGUCAUUUGAACAUAGACUAUAAAUCAAAAGCAGUAACUGUCGGGCAGUGUACAUUGGUGAAGCCUUGAACAUCAGAGUACCAACUCUUUGAAUCAUUGACCAAGUUUGAGUAUCAAAUGUCAAGGUUUUAGGGUGACACAAAUGUUCACAGUCCGUUAAAAUGGAACUUUUUUUGAUUUUUCUCAGUCUUUGUUGGCAAAGCAAGUAAUCAUGAGUGCUGAAUAAAAUUCCAAGUUUGAAAAGUGUGUCUAUCAAAGGUAAAUUGUAUUUCCGGUUUUCAUCUAGUUGUCAUUUUUAAUCAUAAUGCACAGUAUUGUCGUUCAUUUAAUCAUGAUUCCUGGGAAUGAUUUUGCCAUUCCUUGGGUUAAACCUUUCUCUGUAAUUAUUUAUUUUACUAUUAUUCUGUACUGUAUAAGUUACAAUGAUCUCAAAGUUAAUUCCGCCUUGCUCUGUUCCUAAGCAAGGCAUUUUACCAUGAUACCUGCUUCCAGACAGGAAUAUUGCAGGAAUCUGUGAAUGUAGAGUUUGCUUUUUGCAUAUUUGCAGUGCUUAUCAGUUUGGAACAUUCAGAUCUGGCUGAUAACAGUCCUCUAGAGUUUGGACUACGUCUGUUGUCACCACAUGCCUGGUUAGUUGCACUUGGGAAAGAGGUUGACCUAGAUGUAGACACUGUUGAUUCAGAUGUCGUCUGAGGAAGGCUACCUAACACAGUAGUAUUUGCUGCCAUUUUGGUUCUGCAUCAGUUAAUUCAGAUUAUCACCCACAUUAUGAUAAUUUUCAUAUACUCUGCAUUGUUAACAUUUUUAAAAACUUCAUUUGCACAUGGGAAUCAAAAGAGGUUGUUUCAAGGGUGCGCGGAUCUUCUU
Messenger RNA from Acanthaster planci (crown-of-thorns starfish), 2038 nucleotides. It is a transcript of the gene sfxn5, whose product is annotated as sideroflexin 5. Gene Ontology annotation, biological process: monoatomic ion transport; mitochondrial transmembrane transport. NCBI's taxonomy places the organism in Eukaryota, Metazoa, Echinodermata, Asteroidea, Valvatida, Acanthasteridae. The record is from RefSeq and is a predicted model, not a curated record. Gene Ontology annotation, molecular function: monoatomic ion transmembrane transporter activity. Gene Ontology annotation, cellular component: mitochondrial inner membrane.